UUGGAGUGCGAAUUAGCUGGAGUGUCAUUUUCAUGUCAUAAAAGUAAAACCCAGUGCCAAUUAGUAUUACGAAGCUGUAUUUAUAUCAUUUUCUUGAAUAAUUCUUACUUAAAUCAUUCAAGAAUCUUACAGUUUACUUUACUUGUUAAAGACCAUUUGAAGUCCACUUACGCUUUCCUUCCCACCGCUUUCUCUUGAGUUGCAGAUCUACAGAGAUCAAGAAAUGGAGCUCUGUUUCAGAUCUUUAAGCAAAAUUACAACUCCGAUCAUUCUCCUAUUUUCCUUGCUUUCUUGCUUCUGCUUCAAUUCAUCGGAGGCCUAUGAUGCGCUUGAUCCUAAUGGAAAUAUCACAAUUAAAUGGGAUAUCAUCACUUGGACUCCCGAUGGCUAUGUUGCUGUGGUGACAAUGUACAACUUCCAACAAUAUCGUCACAUUCAAGCCCCUGGUUGGACUUUGGGAUGGACGUGGGCAAAGAAGGAGGUGAUAUGGAGCAUGAUGGGUGCUCAAACAACAGAACAAGGAGAUUGUUCGAGAUACAAAGGGAACACUCCACAUUGCUGCAAAAAAAAUCCAACGGUUGUUGACCUACUGCCUGGAACUCCAUACAACCAACAGAUUGCGAAUUGUUGCAAAGGAGGGGUAAUUAAUUCAUGGGUGCAAGAUCCAUCCAAUUUUGCAAGCUCUUUCCAGGUUAGUGUUGGUGCGGCUGGAACCACCAACAAAACUGUUAGAGUGCCAAAGAACUUCACAUUGAAAGCACCAGGGCCGGGCUAUACUUGUGGACCUGCUAAAGUAGGGAAACCUACCAAGUUUAUGUCCCAAGACGGGAGAAGACAGACACAAGCAAUGAUGACGUGGAAUGUUACGUGCACAUAUUCACAGUUUCUGGCCCAAAAAACUCCUACUUGCUGUGUCUCACUCUCAUCCUUCUACAACGAUACUAUUGUUCCAUGCCCAACAUGCACUUGUGGAUGCCAAAAUAAUGGCACUCAGCCAGGAAGUUGUGUGAAUCCCGACGCACCGCACCUUGCUUCAGUUGUUCCAGACAAUGGGAAGAAUAAUUAUGCACCUUUAGUCCAAUGCACCAGCCAUAUGUGCCCCAUUCGAGUCCACUGGCAUGUCAAAUUAAACUACAAGGACUACUGGCGGGUGAAGGUUACAAUCACAAACUUCAAUUACAGGAUGAAUUAUACACAGUGGAACUUGGUUGUGCAACAUCCUAAUUUCGACAAUCUAACUCAGUUAUUCAGCUUCUACUACAAGCCAUUAACUCCUUAUCAAGAUAUAAAUGACACGGCAAUGUUAUGGGGUAUUAAAUUUUACAACGAUUUGCUCAUGCAAGCCGGCCCUCUAGGAAAUGUGCAAUCGGAGCUUCUAUUCCAAAAGGACAAAUCUACUUUCACUUUUGAGAAAGGUUGGGCCUUUCCUCGUAGAGUCUAUUUCAAUGGUGACAACUGUGUCAUGCCACCUCCCGAUGAAUAUCCAUAUCUACCAAAUGCUGGAUCCCGCCCAGACGUCUCCUUGCUUGUGCUAGCAGUCACAUUGUUGUCAUCUGUUGCAUUUUACUUCGUAUGUUUUUAAGAAUUUCUACUGAUCAAUUUGUGAAGCACAUCAAUUCAAUCUGGAAAAUCAGAGCAAAUUGAAGAAUUUAUAGACGUGGGCAAUGUAACUUUGCAUGUUUGCACGGAUUCCAGGGCCCAAAUUUGUAAGCAAAGCCCCUUCUUACUUCAAUUGUUGGCAACUUGACUUCAUUUUUUCUCUUGUUGCAGUAUAAACAUGCGUUUACCUGUGCUUCAAACCAUAUUGUUUGUAGAGUUUGUUUAUUUAGACCAUAGUGUUCACUAGAUUUGUAAUGAGAAUAAGAACAAUUUGAUAAAUUAAGUAAUAAUUGCAAAUGAAUCUUGGAGUUUUGGUUU
Olea europaea var. sylvestris is the source of this 1917-nucleotide messenger RNA. Its product is annotated as protein COBRA-like. The transcript is spliced from 6 exons. The record is from RefSeq and is a predicted model, not a curated record. Gene Ontology annotation, cellular component: plasma membrane. Gene Ontology annotation, biological process: plant-type cell wall cellulose biosynthetic process; cellulose microfibril organization. Bases 224 to 1582 code for a protein of 452 amino acids. NCBI's taxonomy places the organism in Eukaryota, Viridiplantae, Streptophyta, Magnoliopsida, Lamiales, Oleaceae.